This is a messenger RNA of Osmia lignaria (orchard mason bee), 1959 nucleotides long. RefSeq lists its product as uncharacterized. The record is from RefSeq and is a predicted model, not a curated record. Gene Ontology annotation, molecular function: protein dimerization activity; RNA polymerase II transcription regulatory region sequence-specific DNA binding; DNA-binding transcription factor activity, RNA polymerase II-specific. Gene Ontology annotation, cellular component: RNA polymerase II transcription regulator complex. Gene Ontology annotation, biological process: sensory organ development; positive regulation of transcription by RNA polymerase II; neuron differentiation. NCBI's taxonomy places the organism in Eukaryota, Metazoa, Arthropoda, Insecta, Hymenoptera, Megachilidae.
CGUGCCGUCAGCAUCGAGGGUGCGGUUCAGUUUUCAACUGUCUUAGCUCGCGUAACAACUCGUCCCGUCUUAUUUCGAAGGUUUCUAUAUUGCUUUUUUUUCACAUCGGUUCGACGUAUAACGCGUACUUAACCAAGGUGUCGCUGAAGGAAGGGGGUUAGUUAGAGAGGGUUCAGCUGUCGUAGUAAACGGUCGGCAGCCUCGUACUUCGAGUACAUCGAGGAUCCUAUUUCUCAAGGUCAUCUGGCACGCGCUGCCGCGCACUCCUGCUCUUGUAGUGGGGGGGGAAAUCGGAUCAGUGAUAUGACCUUAGUGGGUACGACGGAGGGGAACGUAUUACCCAUCAUGUUGAGCGUACAGCAACAGCAUCAUCACCAUAAUCUUCAUGGUUCUACGACCAGUGCUCAAACUCAUCGCGGCAAUGUGAUUGUUUCAACGAGCAGUAUGCCGACAAAUGACAUCAAGAUCCAGCAGCACGGUUGCAAACGAUCGAAGAUCUACAGCCAAGCGACCGGACCUUACGGCACGGUUCCUCAUCAACCAGCCUCGGUGGCCAGGCGAAACGCGAGGGAACGGAAUCGUGUGAAGCAGGUGAACAACGGAUUCGCCACGUUGAGGCAACACAUACCCCAGAGUGUGGCGCAAGCCCUCGGAGGAAGUACAGCUGGUACACACGGUGGAUCUAGGGCUGGCAGUAAAAAGCUGUCGAAGGUUGAGACGCUCAGGAUGGCGGUCGAGUACAUCAGGAGUCUACAGCGACUUCUCGAGGAACACGACAGUGGUUCAGAUUUGGCCAGCGUAUCCUCGCCGACCUCGUCACCACCAUCUUCCACGUCCUCGGCUUCGUCCACGUGUAGUUCCAACACCGGCCUCGGAGUCGACGCCAAUCACCAUUCGGCCGAGUUAAGACUCCGUGGCAAUGUCAACAAUGACAUUCGACAUCACAACAACUCCGACUUGCAUCGGCAUCAACAUAUCAGACAAAACCCUAGCCCAACGUUCGUGCCAGCACCCUGUUCCGAGGCGUCUAGUUCCCCAACGCCGAGCUUUGUCUCUGAAGCAUCAUCGGCUGGCAGUCAAGGAUACGGAACAUCGGGAACCCUUUAUACCACGCAUUCCGAUGGUUACGAUAAUUACGAGCCAAUGAGCCCAGAAGACGAAGAACUGUUGGACGUCAUCUCUUGGUGGCAACAAAGUCAAUGAGAGGACCGGUGUCUACGUCGCCUCCUCGUUGGUCCUUUCUUGUCUUCAAAGAAGUGGCUGGCAAAAACCCACGAAAUGUAUUAGAAUAAAGGACCGAAGGGAGACGGCAAACAGCGGCUGUUCCACUAACUGUGAUCUAGUCAUAUCAACAUUGUACACAUGUAACUUUACGAAUCGACAAAGUCGCGUUUUGUUUUUGUCGGUAGCCUCGAUGAUAGUUGUGCUGGAGACACUUUGAUAUGUUACUUGUCCAAGAAAUUGUUCUAUUAUUGUUCUGAAUGGAUGUCGUAUCGACAUUCGGGCAUCCUCGAAGGAUGCAGCAUUCCAGAGUGCCUUACAAGGAUUGUUGGUGUAUUAUUGAGAUAAAUAUACAAUUUUCAUCGACAUAAAAAUCCUUGAUUAAUCUUAAGGGAACAUUACGUUCUGGUAUCGUACGAAGAUUAUUUGAAAGAACUGAUUUGUUGUAAAUUUUAUAAAUGUUAUUAUCAUUGAAAAUAUUAAGAAUUCGCUUGAUACUCCCAAUAGGAAGGUUUCAAAUAUUUAUACCGAUCCGCGCAAUUAAUUGAACGAAUUUUUACAGACCGUUAGCUGUGGGUCUUGUUGUAAUAUAAUGAUUUGUAAUGUUAUUGUAAAUGAUUAUAUAUGUAUAUUGAAUACGAAAUCAAAGCAGAUCAAUUUCUCAUUCGUUGAUGCUCGAAAUUGAAAUGAAACUGAACGAAAUUUUAUCGUGUCGAUGCUUUUUGUAAAUAAAUAUUA